UGAAUAGAGGAAGCAGCCUGAGGCAUGAGUGGAGGGGCGUUUCAGCAAGAACAUCAAAGGCACACAUUUCAACAUUUAUGGUACAUCGUUAUUUCAGCAACAGCAAAAAAAAAGAACUUUUAGCUCUUGCUUCCCCAACACACUAUCACAGGAAGCAACUGAGGCUGGAGCUGCACCCUGGCAAUGGACAGGGAGUUUGUCCCUUGGCUCUGGACACUUGACAAGUAAGGAGUGGAGGAGAAUAAGGAAACGACCUUCGCCAUCUUUGUUAGGGGCAAGGAUUCCCCCCCCCCCCGGACCAGGAACCUGGGCAGCGCAGCGCCUAAGAAAUGCUUUCUGCAAAUCGUGGAUGUGACAAAUUUGUUUGUGAGGGGAUUAAAACGUGGGCUCGCAGACUGGAAACUCCGACCAAAGCAUCUCAUCACUGGAUUUAAUCAAAAUCAGGGAUAUUAUCCACCUUUGAAUGGUUGUGAUUCAAAUUCAAAUAAGCCAUAGGAUCUGACGAGUUAGAGUUAACAGUGGGGCAGUCAUGGCCUGUAAGAACAACAAGAUAUUUGAUGGGAAGGAUUUCCGUCAGAGAUGGAUUUGAAUCUCAUUGGCCUUUGGGUGCGAAAGGAGAAAUGUUUGUAUAUUCCGUCUGCAAGAAAGAUGUCAAGCAUCGGGUUUAACUGGAAAAGCACAGAGACAGACAGACACUAUCGACACAGUAUGUUCCGAUGAACUGACUUGGGUCAAAGUUUGAAAUGGUUACACAGACUGCAAAAAGCUCUCACACUGAUCACAGCAGGGAUAAACUGUACGUGUGUUUUCUGUGUGUGAGUCUCCACCCAAUCAUCCAACCUUUGGAAUCACAAUAGCAGCCACAUCAUGGAGAAACCAUUGGAAUGUGAGGACUGUGGGAAGAGAUUCAGAUGCCAGUCUGAACUGCAAGUUCACCAACGCAACCACACCGGGGAGAAACCAUUCACCUGCUCAGUGUGUGGAAAGGGGUUCACUGCCUCAUCCAAACUGGGGAUACAUCAGCAAGUUCACUCUGACGAGAGGCCAUUUAAAUGCACAGAGUGUGGGAAGCAGUUUAAAAGUGCGAGGUUACUGAUGUGUCAUAAGACUGUCCACACCAGCGAGAGACCGUUCAGCUGCUCUGACUGUGAGAUGCGCUUCAAGUGCUCAUCGAACCUGAGCAGACACCGGCGGGUUCACACUGGGGAGAGGCCAUUCACCUGCAACACGUGUGGGAUAGGAUUCCCUCGGUCAUCUCACCUGCUGAAACACCAGCAAGUUCACACCAAGCAGAGACCAUUUACGUGUUCAAGUUGUAAGAAGAGUUUCAAAACUGACAACGGGCUCGAGCUCCAUCAGCUGACUCAUGCCAAGAAGAGACCAUUCAUCUGCUCAGCGUGUGGGAAGGGGUUUACUCAGUCAACCCAUCUGCUCACACACCAGCGGGUUCACAGUGACGAGAGACCUUUUAAAUGCCCAGACUGUGGGAAGUGCUAUAAAAGUGCCGGAGACCUCAUGUGCCAUCAACGCAUUCACACUGAGGAGAAACCAUUCAGGUGCUCCCGCUGUGGGACUGGGUACAAGAGAUCAGGUCACCUGCACAAACACCAGCAACUUCACACUGGGGAAUGACCGUUUAGCUGCUCUGAGGGCCUGCCUUGUCUAUGCAACCUGUGGUCACACAAGGACCUUCCUGAUGUUGUGAGACACUUUUAUAAAUGUUCUCAAUGUGAGAGGAGUUUUAAAAGCAAGCAGACUUUGCUGAGACACCCGGGAGUUCACACUGACGAGAGACUCUUGAAAAGCCUAGUCUGUGGGAAAUGCUUUAAGAUGUCCUGUGACCUGAUGCCACAUCAAUGUUUUUGCGUUGAGAAGGAACCAUCCAAGUGUUCUUGCUGUGAGACUGGCUUCAAACGCUAAUCUGACUGAAUGAGGCACCGGCGAGUUGGCACUCUGCAGGGCUUGGAUUGGGGGUCAUUGCUGCAGUUAAUUAAAUUCAGGACUGAAGGUGUGGGUUUGUUCUGCUGGAUGGAUGGAACAUCUCCCAAAUACACUCCCAUGGUUCCAGCUGGUGUCCACCAUGCUGGGUCUGUAGCAGAGCAGGAGCAAUAAUGUGAUGCUGGUGCGGGAGAGGCAUGCUGGCUAAAAGGAUACAGGGAAGUGUGAACUUCACUCCGUGUAGUCCCACUUCUCCUCUUUCAGCCCCCAAUCCCAGGCCGUGCCUCCACCCUGUGACAUACCACACAGUUCACUACUUGCUGUGUCCAGUCCCCACACCGGUACCAGUUGGAGCAGUCUUUAGUCCUCACAGUCUCUGAAAGCCAGGGAGUGCAGACCAUAAGCAUUGGAUCACGGAUUUGAGCAGCCAACCUCUACCUCCACGCAGGACAUACCAGGUGAAAGUAACAGGGAAGGUUUGUGCGAGAAAUUGGGGCUUGAUAAAGUUUCCCUUUUAAAUAGUGACACGCCAAGAGUUUGGGAUCUUUGUCCAUUCUCACGUUCUGAGGCCCUGCUCGCUCUUUCACUGGUUUCAUGCUGUAAAAUUGGUAAUUGUUUUUUUUGAUCAACCUGUUUGGGCACAUCCUAACACACCAGCAGAAUUUCAACUCUGAUCUUCUGGUUCCAAGGUAGGGACAGUUCCUCUGCACCACCAGAGCCUUUUGGCUUGCUGGAAGAUUUAUGAGGUCACUAAAAGGAUGGAAAUCACUAUUUAACUUGAUGCUUGGCUGUUUCCACUUAACUUCAUCAGCAAUGCACCUUUGUAUCUUCGAGCGGGAAAACUUAUAAAAUAAGGAACUGUACAGGAACAGUACGAAGGUCAGGCAUCCUGGGAGUUUGUCAAGUUUGCAAAAACUUCCUGCAGGUCAAAGUUAACAUAAAUGUGGAACUGUUUGUGAAAGCUCACACCGAGAUGUCAGUGGAAGGAAUGAGAACAAGGUGUAGCAGCCUUGAUUUGAGGAAAACAGGAUAACAGUGAAUGUGCAGACCAUUGCAUGAUUCAGGGAGGUGAAAAAUCACUGAGAACCAGGAUAAAAUAGAGCCUCCUUGAAAAAGACUGUUCUGCAUACAAGAAGUAGAAUUCCUGAUUUCUGUUUUCUUUUAAAAAAUAAUCUGCAAGUACAUUCUGACUGUAUCACUGAAACCUGGAGUAUUUGAACUUUUUACAAGUCAGUCUCCAUGAUUGACAUUUUGACUGACAUCUGAAAAGGCAGGAAAUAGACAGAUAUAGACUGUGGAGAGGCAACAGGUUUGUACUUUCGGAAGGCAUCAUGAGUCGGCACAGGUUUGGUGAGCAGAAUGGCCUGUUGCUGUUCUGUACUGGGUUUUCUUUGUUAUGAGCACCAAGGACUCACCUGGUCCUCACUUUUUGUCACACCAAUAAACACCCAUUUGACAGGAUAUUUGUCCAUGGAAUAGUGUUUCUCUGGGACCAGGUCAAACUGGUCCUAACAUUCCGAUUUGGGCCACAUAGAUGAAGAGCCAUUAUCGAAUGCCUUUCAUCCCAAUUUUAAGUACUCCACCAUUCAUAGCGAUACUGUCAGCUACAUGGAGCCCAAGAUCUGGGAUGUCCACCUUUUCUAUUCACUUUCCUCCUUUUUUGCAUUCCUUAACACCCACGUCCUUAUCUAAGAUUUUAGUAACCUGACCUGAUAUGUCCUCUGGAAUCUGUGGAACCCCUAGGACACUUUACUACAUGAAGAUCUCUGUAGAAAUGUAAGUUGUGUCAUUCAGUCCAAGCUGAUCCCUGAGCGAGUGGAGUCUGUAGAAAUGUCACUUGGUCACAGCUUGUUCGAACAGACCUGGGGAGGAGAGGUUCUGAACUCGCCACUGGACAUCCUGUUCCCCAGAAGAGUGAGAAGAUGAUUCUUCCCGCACAUUUGAUAUUACUAAUUAAAGUAACUAAAGAUGAUUUAUUGUGUCUGAGAUGCAUUAUUUGUUUGAAUUGGAAAUAUAGGCUGACAAGUGAUAAGCAGUGUUCCCAAAUAUCUUUAUU
Molecule: messenger RNA, 3994 nt
Organism: Hemiscyllium ocellatum (epaulette shark)
Lineage: Eukaryota; Metazoa; Chordata; Chondrichthyes; Orectolobiformes; Hemiscylliidae
Product: gastrula zinc finger protein XlCGF7.1-like
Exons: 3
Coding region: 868-1632 (254 amino acids)
Source: RefSeq, a predicted model, not a curated record